AAAGCAAUUACCUUACAUGAUUCCCAGUUUGGCACUGAAUUGAGUUAUAAAAUGGCGUACUACAUGAACCAAGCCAGAGCACUCUUGAUCUUUUUUCUCUGGCACUGCAUCGUUGAAGUUUUAGGUCCUCCUACAUUCAGCUGCAUAACACCGCCUACUAUUCAAAAUGGCUACGUCUCUUCAAGUACGUCCUUCUCAGCAACGUACAGCUGCAACACAGGGUACCGACUGUCAGGAUUCCGCACAGCAAUUUGUGAAAUGGAAGAAUUUGAUUUAUUUUACUGGGACUCUAUACCCACAUGUAUAAUAGUGGAUUGUGGUCCCUCUCCCUCUAUUUCCAAUGGGUCACCUGGUACUCCAACAAAGACAACAUUUGGAGGGACAGGGACGUACAGCUGUAAUACUGGUUACGUACUGUCAGGAUCAUCCACUGUUACAUGUCAAGCCAGUGGAAGUUGGAGCACUAUACCAACUUGUCAACCCAUCUGUGGAUCCCCUCCUUCUAUCUCAAAUGGAUCUCCUGGCACACCCACUAGCAUCAUACAAGGAGGGACUGUGAUGUACAGUUGUAACUCUGGCUAUCAACUGUCGGGAUUAGCUACUGUGGUCUGUCAAGAUAGCAGAAAUUGGAGCCCGAGGCCAAAUUGUUUAGGUAUAUCUACGUUACAUGCUCAUUAUGUGUAUGCAUUCUGCUGUAAGCUAUAAUAACUGUACACUUCUGUCAUCGUAAUCACAGCUAUGUAUAGGAUAGACUACACCUAAGAGUAGAAUAUGCGUCUAUGUAACCUCCGCGGUUGCGGUUAGCCCGAGGCGCAAAGCCGAGGGAAUCUAACCGUAACCAAGGCGGUUACUAAGACGCAUAUUCUACAAGUGGGUGUGGUCUAUCUAACUUGGACUUCAUUGCGCAUGCGCGAGGCGUGGUUAUAAAAAGCCAGGUUUGGUGCGUAGCAACAGAAAUUGAAUUUGUGCGAGCUGGAGAGCUGUGAGAGACACCAGUUGACAGAAAAAGAUAAGAAGACGGCUUCAAAACAAUGAAAAAACUUAGUAAAGCUUGUGAAACGCUUCUUGAAGAUACUGGAAAGAACAGACAAGUAAAAAGAACCUAAAACUAUGCUAGAACUGACUGUAACACUACAAGAAGAAGAAUGAAGCUCUGUGGUGGAGUGGAGGGGGUAUAGAGCAGACUGGACCGGCAUGGAACCUUAAAAAACUCAAUAGAAAGUGUCAAGCGACUGCUAAAGUGUUUUUGAUGCUUCCUGGCCCCCCUUGCCCAUGCCCAACUGGAAAAAGCAAUACAAAGCAACAGUGGACAUGGAAAGAAUGGAUAUUGACUGAACAAACUAUUGCAUUCUGUGUUUUUAUAAUGUUUUUGUCAUCUUCUUGUCACUUUCACUAAAAAUUUCAUUUCAACUUUUGAGAA
Messenger RNA from Halichondria panicea, 1420 nucleotides. RefSeq names its product C4b-binding protein alpha chain-like. NCBI's taxonomy places the organism in Eukaryota, Metazoa, Porifera, Demospongiae, Suberitida, Halichondriidae. The transcript is spliced from 4 exons. The record is from RefSeq and is a predicted model, not a curated record. The coding region runs from base 52 to 705 and encodes 217 amino acids.